GUGGAGAUGGGAAGAGUCUGUGAGGGAGUUGCCAUGGGAAUGGGUGCACUUUUGGCUCUCCCGUGCGUCAGGGAGCGUCCUGAGGGGAAAAUUCCACUGGGAGACCAUCGGUAGGUUGCGUUAGAAAUCCAGUUUCAUCUCAAAAGGUGUUCGGUCGAACGAGUGGCUCUGAAAACCUGUCAAUUUUUUCCGUUCUUGGGCUUCACCCUUCCUGGUGGACAUUGAACUCUGUGUUUUGAAUUCGUCUUCAGCUUGAAACCUGGAAAUGUCACCCCACUGCACGGAGGAAUUCUCAGUCUGCGGGUUUUGUCCUUUUGGAUCUUGCCCCCAUUUUGACGACUCCACGCUUAUGGACCUGGGGAAUGGAAUGUAGGGCAGUUUUGGGAGUUGGGGCCCUUGGCUGUUAUUUCUUUUCCAGAGCGACACACCGCUGUCUGGAAAGAUGGGCUCGAAUUCCUCAAAGGCCCGUCGGAAGGUGACUAAAGUAGCCCCCAUGCCCAUGAAAGAGGACUGGCCGCGGGUCCCUGGAAAGGUGGCCGUCUACACGUUCCAGAGCCCUCAGGGGGAGACAAGUCGAAACGCAUUUGCCUCUUGGGUGGAAAGGAAUCCAGCAUCAGACAGGCACCUUCCGCCCCUGAGAGAAAUGGGACAAGGGGCAUAUCCCACAGUGCCGAGGUCCGUUCCGCUAGACCUGAAGAUGGAAGUGGGAGGACAAAGCAUCAUCAAACAGCACCCUCCCCGAAGACCCCAGAAGUUGGAGCCUUUCAUUCUUGCAAAGGACAUCCCUGCGGACAAGUUCUUAAGCCUGCCGUGUGGAGGAGCAAUAUACAGAGCAAAGGAGCAAGAUAAAGGAGGGAAGACUGUUCUGCACCCCGCUGGAAGACGGCAGUAUCUACUGAAGAUGAAGAUGCUGGAACAAAGGAAAGAGGCAGAACUGAAAAGAUGCUUGCAGGAGGAGGCAAGACUUAACAAGCCAAAAGCGAGGGACCUCAGCAUCAGCGAAACUCUUGGGUGUGUGCCGGGGAAUAAUAGCUCCGAAGAUGAGGAGCUUCUUGCCCUGGAGCGUGACCAGACAUUUGACGGAGAUCAUGGCGAUCGGUGGAGCGGAGAAUUUCCAAAAGAGCUUGGACCUUCUGAACCCCACCAAGGACAGAGGGGUAAAGUGGAGACGUGGUUGCUAAAGCAGCAGGCAAGAAGGGAAUCUUUCUGGGAUGCAUCAAGCACGGACUCCGAGAACUGGGAAGGCGACUUGGGGAAACCUCGCCGGAGACCAGCCUUAGUGAGGACUAAGACGGAGAGAAUCGCUCUGUUCGACGAGUUUUUUGAUAGAGAGUUCUGAGCCAGAGAGUCCCCAGAAGGAAGGUCAGGUUGGCGAGGAAGACGGAGCGAGCCUUAAAGUCAACAAGGGAGAUGUCAUGGCGGCUAAGAGACCGACACCCUCCCAUCUCACUUCUGCCAUGGACUCGCAAGCUUCUCUCUUGCUCUGCAAAAUGGGCGGGUUCAACAGCUUACCUUACAGGGUAGGUGUGUGAAGCGUUGGGCAUACUUGGAAGUGUUAUACCAAUGCUAAGUAUUAUUACAAAGCCCUCAAUGGCUCGAGACCAAAGGACCUGCAGGAGUGACUAUAUCACCAGGGGAGGCCCUGUUCUUGAUGCUUCCUGGUUGGCAUUGACCCAAUGACAGGGCCUUCUUUGUGGUGGUCUCUUUGUGGAAUGCCUUCCCUGGUCAGGUGAGUCUCUCUCUCUCCCUCCCUCCCCGACUUUCAGGAGAAAUUUAAAGGCAUCCCUGUUUACCCAGGCAUUUGAGGGCCAAGAGACCUUGAAAUUAGAAGCUGCGAGGGAAAUGUGAUUGCUUUUCAAUGUUGUUAUAUGUUCUCAACGGUUUAAAAUGGUUUCUAAAUGUUUUAAAUGUGUUUUAUUUUAAACUGAAUUGUUUUAACAUUUGCUAUGUUUGCCACCUUGGGCUCCUUUGGGCAGAUGGGCGAGAUACAAAUUUAAUAAUAAAAUAAAAUUAUAAAACCCUGGUUCAGCCAUAGGCAUGGCUUGGUCAAUAACUAAACUAAGUUGCAUGGGAACCACAGGUUUUGCUGCAGUGCUCUGCUGAGAUAAGCACAUUUAACAGCCUUUAUUCCAGCUCAGCUGAGUAUAGUCUGUUGUCGCAGCGACUCUCCACGAUUUCUGGUGGAGACUUUUUCCCAUCCCAGCUACCUGAGAUAAUUACCUGUUGAGUGGAGAGUUACCAUUUUAGCAGAGCUGCUAAAAGCUACAGCAAGCUGUCAACCUAGCUGGUUUGGGGGUCACUCCUGGUUCUGGUGCAGUUCAAAUAAACGAGGCCCUGCCUUCCUCGUUUUCUUCGAUUCAGGCGGAUGUCUAGGGCAGCUCGGAAGGGUCCUCGUGCAAAUGUGCAUGCGUGCAAUGGUAGAGUCCUGGCUGGAAAGCUUAAAUCCUGCCGCCACUACACUGGAGAGGGAUUGAAGAAAAGGAAUAUGAAUUGGCCCCACCCUGUAGCUUGACCAAUUGUGGCUAGGAGCCAAGUAGCGUCAUAGAUCUGAAAAGAAAAAAGGUGUAGACUUGCACACACUGGCCAGCUUCCAUUUUGACUUGAAAUGUUCAUGUUGGGCUUCUCUGAAGUAUGUAAAGGCAAGAAGCAGGCAGGGGGAGCGCCGGCUCACAAUGGCAGCCACCCGAGAGGUGCAAGAACUGCUCUCCGGCCCAUUCCAGGCUGAAAAAAAGCACUGUAAAUAACUAUCGCUCUUUGAAAAGCUGGCAUCACUGGAUCAAGCACUUUGGUUGAAUGAAACGGAAUCAUUUUAUGUGUGUUUUGGAUAAAUGUGCAAUUAAUUGUUA
Messenger RNA from Podarcis muralis (Common wall lizard), 2846 nucleotides. The record is from RefSeq and is a predicted model, not a curated record. Lineage: Eukaryota; Metazoa; Chordata; Lepidosauria; Squamata; Lacertidae.